Messenger RNA from Magnolia sinica, 6398 nucleotides. Its product is annotated as DDT domain-containing protein PTM-like. The transcript is spliced from 9 exons. Lineage: Eukaryota; Viridiplantae; Streptophyta; Magnoliopsida; Magnoliales; Magnoliaceae. Bases 390 to 5663 code for a protein of 1757 amino acids. The record is from RefSeq and is a predicted model, not a curated record.
ACUGCAAGCGCUCCUCUCCCUAGCUUCGUGCCUUAGGGCCUAGUGUUAGGAAGUGGAAGAGGCCGUUCCGUCUCUCUCUCUCUCUCUCUCCGAUUAGGGCAGAGUAAAAUAACACAGCCCCUUUCUCCCAACCCCCAAAAUCUCCCCUCUCUCUCUCUCUCUCUCUCUCACAGAAGGCGUCGUUUCCAAACCCUAGCCAGGUAUUGCAAAUCUACAAUCUCUUUUCUAUUUUUAAUUUCAUCCGUUGCAGCGAUUCGUUCUCUUUCAUAUGGGCUCCGACGAAGCCAAAACAGGUCUGGAAACCGAUUCUUGAAACCCUAGAUUUUAUAUCGAAGGCCGUUCCCAUCAAGGGUUUCUCCCCUCCCCCCCACAUUUUUUUUCCCUUUUAUAUGGAGUCUGAGGUUCUCCCGUUGGACAAUCGGGAGCGGAAGCGAGGGAGAGAGCAACUGGGCGGUCCAGAUCGAUGGGAUCUGGUUGGGCGCCGCGUGAGGAAGGAAUUCGUUGGCAGCGGGGUCUUCAUCGGGAGGAUCUUGAGAUUCAAGCGCGGCGGAUUGUAUCUCGUUGAAUAUGAGGAUGGCGACCGUGAGGAUCUGGAAUAUGAAGAGGUUUGCGAUCUCCUUGUGAAGGAAGAUGGUGGUGGCAGCGGCAGCGGUGGUGGCUUGUGCGCGGAUCCUGCUGCUGGGAAGCAGGAAUUGGGUCGGUCAGUUUCAAAGAAUCAGGGUCCAAAAGCUCCUGAAACUGCUGAUGGAGUCGACCGGGUUGAUGAUUCAUCGGCUGUCAGCAAAUUGACUUCUGCUGAUGUCGAGUCGGAUGCCGACUCGUCCAGCGAUUCAUGCGAGUCUGAAACGGCUCGGCUUCCUCCGCUGGCGCUUCCUCCAUCCUCUGGUGAUAUUGGUAUUCCUGAGGAAUCGAUUGGUUAUUUGUUCUCCGUGUACAAUUUCCUGCGCUCGUUCAGUUGCCGGCUGUUCUUGAGCCCAUUCAGCCUUGAUGAUUUCGUUGGGUCGCUCAACUGCAUGUCCCAGAAUUCUCUGUUGGAUGCGAUCCAUGUCUCUCUGAUGCGUGCGCUGCGUCGUGAUCUUGAGAUGGAUUCUUUAGAUGGGAGCAGCUCCGAGUUCACUUCAAAAUGCUUGAGGCGUUUGGAUUGGAGCUUGCUUGAUACGCUUACUUGGCCUGUUUAUGUAGUUGAGUAUCUUCUGAUAAUGGGAUACACAAAGGAGCAGGAGUUGAAAGGAUUUCAUGACCAUGUUUUGAAAUCUGAAUAUUACACCAUGCCAGCACCGACAAAGCUAAGGAUUCUGCAAAUCUUAUGUGAUGAUGCUCUAGACUCAGCAGAGCUUAGACAUGAAAUUAACAUGCGGGGAAGCAUGGAAGUGGGAAUGGAGACCGAUGGUAAUGCCAGCCUUGCCCCUGAAAAUGGGCCGAGAAGGGUCCAUCCUCGAUACACCAAGACCUCCGCGUGCAAAGACCCAGUAGCCAUGGAGAAUAUUGUUGAACCCUGCGAAUCGAAGCCACCUCGUGACCGGAGUUCUACGGGUUCUAGUAAAGCUGUGGAACCAGAGGUGAAUAUGUCAGAAGAUGUUGUGGAUACUGAUGAAUGCCGGCUUUGUGCAAUGGACGGGACUCUCCUUUGUUGUGAUGGAUGCCCUUCAGUGUACCAUUCGCGAUGCAUUGGUUUGAAUAAAGCUUCAUUAGAUGAAGGGGAUUGGUUCUGUCCGGAAUGUGUUGUGAAUAAGAUUGGGCCAACUUGCUCAAGAAUUGGAACAGGAUUAAGGGGGGCAGAGUUCCUAGGCAUCGAUCCACACGAGCGGGCAUUUUUGGGCACUUGCAAUUACUUACUCGUGCUCGGGACUUCAAUAAAUGCAGAACCAAUCAUUAGAUACUACAGUCAGGAUGAUGUUUUGAAAGUCCUCCAAGUGCUUCAUUCAUCUGCCCAACAUGCACCAUUGUACUCCCAGAUCUGCAAGGGAAUUUUACAGUACUGGGAAAUCUCAGGAGAUGCAAUAUUGUCUCAUCCUGCAGGAACUGAACCUGGUGUAAAUUCAUUGGAUGAGAAGGAAGAUGCAAUGGGUUCUUCUACAUUUUGCCCCCAAUCUGUUAGGAAAAGUCGAAUUCCCUCAAAUACAGAUGAGGGGUAUAACCAUGAGAGCAAGACAAGUGAAAGUAAGUUGGAGAAUGGAGCACUAUCAUUUCAGGAGAAUGACUGCAUUGAAGCUGGGGUCAAUGGCCCCUCCUUAGACUCGGUGUGCCAAACUGAUCUUCCAGAUUUGCAGAAAGACAAUGUUGUUACCUGUGAGAAGUCUGGUGACCAAUUUACUUCUGGACAUGCUGAGCUGACAGCUCAACAGGUUGGGCAGCUUGGAACAGAAUCUGCCAUAUCUGCUGGCUCACUCAUCAUGCCAAUUGAUCCUUCUGAUGUAAACCACCAAAGUUCAGGUGAAAGAUCAACUGUAUUAGAAUUCGCUACUGGUGCAUCACGAGAUGUGGAGAGCUCUGGUCGAGAAGAUGCAGAUAGCUUGGUAUUGCAAAUGAAGAAUAGCAUUCAUAGCAUUUCUCGUGAAAGCAGGCAGCAUAACCAUGGUUACAGUGGGGUAAAUAAAGGAGAUACAAUCAACAGCACCUCAUUCUUGGGAACUUCUUUCAAAUUCUUGGGAACUUCUUUCAAGCCUCAGGCUUAUGUAAAUCAGUACAUCCCUGGUGACGUUGCUGCAUCUGCAGCUGCUGCUAUUGCUCGUCUUGGAUCUGAAAAUGGCAAGUCUUCUGAGUCUCGCGGUGCUUCAAAGGCUAAGAAAAUUGUUUCUGAAAACACAUCUUUGCAAGUAAAAGCCUUUGCAGAAGCAACCAUACAUUUUCUAUGGCCAAGUUCUGAAAGGAAGCUCAUUGAGAUCCCAAGGGAAAAAUGUGGCUGGUGUUUAGCAUGCAAGGCUCCUGUAAAUAGCAGAAAAGGCUGCUUGUUUAAUUCAGCUGCGAUCAAUGCAUUGAAAGGAGCUGCAAGGGUCCUUGGAGGUGUUCGUCCCAUAAAGAUUGGUGAAGGACAACUUGCUUCUAUUGCAGCAUAUAUUUUACACAUGGAGGAGAGUUUACGUGGUCUGUUAGUUGGCUCAUUGCUGAUUGUAAGCUAUAGAAGACACUGGCGUAAACAAGUAGAACUGGCAUCUUCAUGCAGGUUGCUCAAGCUCCUCUUGCUUGAACUCGAGGAAAAUAUGCACAUACUUGCUCUUUCUGGUGGCUGGGUUAAACCAGUGGAUGAUUGGUCGGUUGAGUCUUCUACAACUCAGGCCACCACAUGUGUUGUUGGACCAGCUAAAAAACGUGGACCCGUUAGAAAGAACAGGAAACAAUCUGCUACAUCUGAAAUCACACCCGAUGCAAGUUCCAGGAGUCACAUUAACUGGUGGAGAGGUGGGAAACUAUCGAAGCUGGUAUUUCAGAAAGGGAUUCUACCACACUCCAUUGUUAAGAGAGCUGCUCGUCAAGGUGGUUAUAAAGGGAUUUUCGGUAUUAAUUACAGUCAAGCUUCUGAAAUUCCUAGAAGGAGCCGACGGCUUGCUUGGAGAGCUGCAGUAGAAAUGAGUAAGAAUGCAUCACAGCUUGCUUUUCAGGUCAGAUGUCUUGAUGCUCAUGUAAGAUGGAAUGAUCUUGUUCGUCCAGACCAAGUUUCUCAGGAUGGGAAAGCGUCAGACACUGAAACAUUUACUUUCAGAAAUGCAGUCAUUCGCGAUAAAAAGAUUGUAGAGGGGAAGACAAGAUACGCAUUGGCCUUUGGUAAUCAGAAGCAUCUCCCUUCACGGAUAAUGAAGAAUAUUGUAGAAGUAGAGACAAGCCAAGAUGGUAUGGAAAGGAUGUGGUUUUCUGAAAAUCACAUCCCUCUGUAUCUGAUAAAAGAUUAUGAAGAGAAGGCAGAGAGGUAUCCCCUGCCAUCUUCUGCGGAGCAGUUGCAGUGUUUUUCAAAGUUCCAGAGAAGGCCGUUGAAAGCUUGUCAGAAGGAUAUAUUCUCUUAUCUCGUGUGCAGGGAUGACAAGUGCCCCUGUGCUCUCUGUCAACAGGAUGUUUUUCUCAGGAAUGCUGUCAAGUGCGGUUCAUGUCAAGGUUGCUGUCACAAGGAUUGUACAGUACCGUCAACAGUUGACAUGAAAGAUGGAUUGGAAUUCAUGUUCACAUGCAACAGGUGCCAUCAAGCUGUAUCUGCUGUUGUAGAGAGCUAUAAGAAGCUUCCAAAGGUUCCACUGUCUCCGCAAGGGCAACAUCAGAUGGUUUCAAAUACUAAAAGCAUGCAGCAGGAUGGUUAUCAUCACAUUACUAAAAGUGUGCAGCAAGAUAGAUUCAGUGUGCAGGAAGAUAGAUUCAGUUUGCAGCAAGAUCGAUUCAGCGUGCAGCAAGAUAGAUUCAGUGUGCACCAAGAUAGAUUCCGUCACAUACCGCUGACAAUCGAGAAAUUGGAAAACCACUCGGAGAGGAAGCCACCCGCUCCCACUCCUGAUUCGGGACGCAAAAGUAGACAUGGGUCAUGCCUUACAAAUGGUCUGAUAUGGAAGAAGAAGAAGGCACAGACAUCUGAAUCUGGCACAGACUUCAGGCUCAAGAACAUUCUUCUUGGAGGCACUGUAGAUAUGGAUCCGUCUAUGGAACCUCGUUGUAUCCUCUGCUCCCAACCAUACAAUUCGGAUCUGAUGUAUAUCCGCUGUCAAACUUGCUCAAAUUGGUACCAUGCGGAUGCUGUCCAGCUCAAGGAAGACCAAAUUUUUGAAUUGGAGGGGUUCAGAUGCUGCAAGUGCCGAAGAAAAAUCUCUCCCAUAUGCCCAUACACAAAUCCAGAACGCAUGAAGACGCUGCUGAAGAGGGCUUCGAGGAAGCAAGGCAGCAUCACACCACCUGUAUCAGCAACUUCCUUGAGAAAACUUGAAGUAGGAGAAACAACUACUCCAGUCAUACAUCUGAAAACAGAGAAUGUGAAAGCAGAGAAUGUGAAAACAGAGAAUACAGUCAUAGAAGAGGACAAUGACCCUCUUCUAUUCUCACUGCAAAACGUCGAGCCGAUUACAGAGCAGACGCCAGAAAUUGAACCUGAUUGGCAUACAGCAACUGCAGCAUUGUCCCAGACCCCACAAAAACUACCAGUCAGAAGGCAUUUGAAGCAGGAAAAUGAGGAAGCUGCAACCCAUGAAACAAACCCUCCCAUAAACACUAAGGAGGAAGCAUCAUGUCCUGGAGUAGAAUGGGAGUUUCCAGUUGCCAGCGAGUUGGCUGACUUUGAAGGUGGGAGCAUGGAGUUUGAACCUCAAACGUACUUUUCUUUUACAGAGUUGUUGUCAACUGGGGAUGAACGGGUGGAUGGCCUAUUUGAAGCGCCUGUGGAUGUGUCAGGGAAUUGGUUGGAUCCCUCGGUUUAUGACGAUAUGGGAACUGUCUGUCAAUCAAUGUCCCCCUACAACUCAUUUGAAGCAUACGAAAUGGGCAUGGGAGCAGGUCCCCAGGAAUUUGGUGCCGUGGCCAAGCCUGCGGGUGAUGAGUUGGUGCCAUGUCAGAUGUGCACACACGCCCAACCUGCCCCUGAUCUCAUAUGUGAAACUUGCUCCCUGCAGAUACAUAGCCACUGUUCACCAUGGGACGAACCACCAUCAUGUGGUAAUAGGUGGAGAUGUGGUCGCUGCCGGGAUUGGCGAUAGGUUGACACAGGUUACUGGAUUCAAGUUGUCUGACUGGUAUUAUUUCCCUUUUCUGAGAUUGACAUUUGAGAACUGGUAUUUUUUUUCUCACCAAUGAAUUGGUAAGAGGCCAGGGCUGUAUAUUAUCAGGGGGUUGGGGUGGGGGGAGGAGCAGCAACAUCAGACAGUUUGAUAAGAUGGCUUUUAAGUUGGGGAGAGAGACCCCAUGGGAGAGAAGCUUCUAAAAGACAAUAGGGAGGGACACUGCUCAUUUCCAAAACUUAAUUUCCCGAGUAAACUCAAGCGUGUGAAUGCACUGGUUUUUGCAUCCCGCCGAUUAUCAUUUUGAAAGGAUGACACACCUCUUUUGAAAAUAUAUAUACAAAAUUGAUGAGAAAGGUAGUAGUCACUUUGAGAAUCUCAUUCAUCUGUCAUGUUCUAUCUUCUUGGGGGGAACUAGUUUUGGACGCGUGAUUGUGGAGCUUGUUGUUGGUUUGAUCUUUCAAGCUUUGCAGUUGUUCGGUACAGUUCCCAUUAGGAGAAAAGCCCUGAAAGUUGCGUAUUGAUUUGGCUUUGGGGUAUUUGAAUUUCAUUUUUGAUGUUCUUCAAAGGAUGAGCAGAGGUGUUGGUUUUUUUUUUUUAAUUAAAUGCUUUAACAUGUUGGAUUUGUUCGUGUAAGUAUAGCCUUUGAUAUUAGCAACAAAUAUUUUGCAACUUUUCAAAUGACUUCCUGCCAUUUGAUUUAAGACAACCCAA